AUGCGAGCCCGUUGUGAUUCUGUUGGGCCCAGGAGAUGUAUAUGUCUAGCCCAUAACUCAGAAGCCUGCAUCAAUGGGCUUGAUAAUGAGGCCCACGUUGCCUACUAUAGUUUCCACCUGUUCGGCGAUGGAUCCAGGACUGGAGUGGGCCAGUGGCGGCUACUACUUUCCGUUCCUUCUUCGUCCCAUCCUCUGCCCGUUACCAUCACCAGUGACGUCACAUUCCACCUUCUCCGAUUUGACAUCGUCGUCGGCUGGUCUUUGUUGCUCUUUAUUUUGGUGGUCGUCGCUCCAGGAACUUCCGAUGGAGUUUCCAAUUUCUUCGCCAAGGAAUCUUCCAUUCCAUGGCUUGAUUAUAUGGCUGUUCCUGUGUGUGAAGGCAAAACAUGGGUGCAAUGGGGAAGGAAUAUGUUGACCUGA
This is a messenger RNA of Linum trigynum, 420 nucleotides long. Lineage: Eukaryota; Viridiplantae; Streptophyta; Magnoliopsida; Malpighiales; Linaceae. The record is from the annotation of a GenBank genome assembly.